AUGUCGGCACCAACAUCCAUUCCCCGUGGUUCCAAGAGUGAGCGAGGCAGCAGGAAUGGUGUCGACAGGCUCAGCAGCCUGUCCGAUGAUCUGCUCCACCUUGUGAUGUCCUUCCUGCCGAUGCCGGAGGUCGUGCGCACAAGUCUUCUCUCACCAAGAUGGUGCAAUCUUUGGUGCUCUACACCAUUCAUCCGCAUCGACAGCCAAGAUUUCGUGGAUAAACGGAAGCUGGAGAAUUUCGGGGACUGCUUGCUGCUCUUGCGUGACUGUACCACUUCCUUGGAUGAAGCCCGAAUCUCUGCCCAAUGGGUUAAUGAUACCAAAUGUUCCGUGUGGAUUCGUCAUGCCAUCAUGCACAAAGUUCGUCUCCUUCAUAUUUCUGGAUCUCUCAGUUUGGAUAGGACAGUAAUCUUUCCUUCUCCGCACCUCAAAACAAUCAGGCUCCAUUCUGUCAUGUUCAAACAUGGGUUAUUUAGGCCGCUGAACUACGACUGCCCUGUGCUUGAACAUCUAGAGCUGGAGUGGUGUGGUUUCUGUGACCGUGAGGAGAUCUCAUCGAGGUCACUCAAGGUUCUGCAUAUCAGUGACUGCCAGCCUACCUCCGGUCUCCUGAUUUGUGCUAGGAACCUUACCCAUCUCUCUAUCCUUGACACAGAAAUUGGUGGUAUAGUAACCAGGGAUCUGUCUUGUCUGGUAACAGCUUUGAUUAGUCUAAUACCCAAAUAUUUUCAUCAUAAGUACGCAGUAUUGGAUCAUCAUGUACAUCUACUUGAUGGCCUUUCACAUGCCACGACGUUGGAGCUGCAUGCGCCAUUACAUGAGCGCACAUUUGAGGGAGCUAUGCAAACAUGCCCAAUGUUCAGCAACCUGACAAGCUUGGUGCUGGGCGAUUGGUGCAUGACCGCUGACUUGUACCCACUGCACCGGAUUCUCCGGUGCUCGGACAAGCUGAAGGAGCUCACUUUGAAGCUUGGUACUUACUCAGAAGCAUGUAUGUCCAAGUACCAAUUGGUCUGCUACAACUCUUACUGA
Messenger RNA from Triticum turgidum subsp. durum (durum wheat), 1032 nucleotides. Lineage: Eukaryota; Viridiplantae; Streptophyta; Magnoliopsida; Poales; Poaceae. The record is from the annotation of a GenBank genome assembly.